Molecule: messenger RNA, 1653 nt
Organism: Aegilops tauschii subsp. strangulata
Lineage: Eukaryota; Viridiplantae; Streptophyta; Magnoliopsida; Poales; Poaceae
Source: RefSeq, a predicted model, not a curated record
AUGGAACUGGACACCAGCACGCCGCAGAACCUCGACAUCACCUCCCACGAAGAGGACCCAGGGCCCGUUGCAGUUUCCGAAGGCGGCCACGAAGGCAUAGAUGAUCACGACGACGAUGAGGGCUUGGAAGAGCCGCAGGUGACCUUAUACGUCGCGGAGGAGCCAAAGGAACCAUCGGACUGGCAUCUCCUUCUCCCCCAACACUUCCCCGACAAAGCUGGCGGUGCCCCGGCCUGGCUUGAUCCUGUCAAUUUGCCGUCAGGCGAGUUGAGUAGAUGCGGCUUCUGUGGCGCCCCGCUGCGUUUCGUCCUCCAGCUCCAGGCGCCAAUUAAAUGGAAGGAGACAGCCUGCCACCGCACAUUCUUUGUGUUCAUGUGUCCAUCCAUGUCUUGCUUGAUGCAAGACCAGCAUGAGCAAGGGAAAGACAGGGCAGGAAUUGUUAGAAGUGUGAAGGUUUUCAGGUGCCAGCUGGCCAAGAAUAACCCAUUUUACCCGGUCGAAGAGCCUCGACCUGAGGACUGCGUUGAUCCUGAGGGCUGCGUUGUGGCACAACGUGCAGGAGGAUGGAGGCGGUGCUCGGGGGGAAAACCUGAUCGCCCCCGAGUCGCCUGCACGAGACGACGCGGGGUUACGCCUCCAGGUGCUUACGAGCGUCAGUUGUAUUCGACUGGGCCGCGUCCUCGGCUGUGUGAUUGGUGUGGCACAUGGAAAGGUGAAGAGAUUUGCAGCCACUGUUGCGAAGCAAGGUACUGUUCCAAGAAGCACCAGGAAUUGCAUUGGCAUGCUAGUCACAAGAAUGACUGCUGUCAAAUACCAGGUUCAUUCAAUGACUCUAAUCUGCCAGGUGCACGAAAAGUAUUUGCUGGCAGUUCAUGGCCUGAAUAUCUUAUAUUUGAUGAAGUGGAGACCCCUUAUUGUGGCGAAAACAGCUCAGAGCAGUUGGUGGAAGAAGGCGACGAACCAGAUGACAUAACACAAUUAUUGAUGGAUCAGUUUGAGGCUGAUGAUGACAAAACAUGCUGGGCAUCGUUCAUAGACCGUGUAGAAGGAACUCAUCAAGUAUUGAGGUACUGUGGGGAAGAAAAUGCAGAACCUCUUUGGGCAGAAUCAACGGGGUCUCUGACAAGUGCUGACAUUCCAUCAUGCAUCUAUUGUAAUGCCCCACUUGCCUAUGAAUUUCAGGUAAUGCCGCAACUACUCCAUUACUUCAAUGUGGAAAGUGACCAAGACCCUCUCGAUUGGACAACAAUUAUUGUGUACACAUGCCGAGAUUCGUGUGAUAAAAGUAUCAGCUACAAGGAGGAGUUUGUAUGGGUUCAGUUAUCAACCGAUACAAUAAGCACAUACCGAGCCAUUUCAACUCCAGCUGGUUUGUAGCACUUAAAAUACAACCUGUCAGUCUGUUAACAGUUGCAUAAAUGCGGUUGCAUGAUGGGUGUUCAGAAUAAAAGGCUGAGUUCUCCGAAUUAAUCCACGUCCUGGUUGGAAGCUCUGGUAGAACCUGUUUGGAAGUUUACUGUUUCGAAUUCAGGCUGCUCGAAUUGUCGUAGAUUGUAGACUAGUAGUCAUAACGUCUCAAACCAUAUGGUGUUCUGGGAAGACAAAGAAAAUUGCACUCAAUCCAAGCAGAAUAGUGUGGGCACUCUGGUUUUA